Messenger RNA from Mytilus trossulus (common blue mussel), 1350 nucleotides. RefSeq lists its product as uncharacterized. The record is from RefSeq and is a predicted model, not a curated record. Gene Ontology annotation, molecular function: catalytic activity. NCBI's taxonomy places the organism in Eukaryota, Metazoa, Mollusca, Bivalvia, Mytilida, Mytilidae. Bases 1 to 1350 code for a protein of 449 amino acids. Gene Ontology annotation, cellular component: extracellular matrix. The transcript is spliced from 2 exons. Gene Ontology annotation, biological process: larval heart development; cell adhesion involved in heart morphogenesis.
AUGGCAAAGCAAGAUCCUAGAUGGACAAAAUUAAAACCAUCUAAAAUGCUCUUAUAUUUCCUUUUACUCAUGAUUAUGAAGUCUAAUGAUAUCCAGACAAAUCCUGGCCCUAGUAAUGACAGCACAAAAUAUUUGUGUGGUACUUGUGAUCAAAAUGACAGAAAGAAAACAGAAACAGACAAAGAAGGGGGUGGUGUUCUUUUAGCUAUAAAAAAAGAACUUAUUAGCUCUGAGGUAUAUGAACUUGCACCCCCAGACAAAACAGAAAUGGUCUGGGCAAAAGUAGACAUUGUUGGUUCAAAAACAUUGUACUUAAGCUCUUUCUAUCACCCAAAAACAUCUGACGAAACUAGUCUCAAAAAUUUUGACUUCAUGAUAAGAAAAGCCACACAAAUAAAAAAUUCUACACUUAUCAUAGGGGGAGACUUUAAUCUCCCAGGUUGGGAUUGGAACAACAAAUCAUUAAAACCGAACACGUCUUACCCACACCUUCAUUACUUCUUUGGCAACUCACUUGACGACACAUGUCUCACACAAAUUGUUGAUGUCCCUACACGUAAAGACCAAGUACAGCGUGUUGAAGUUAUCCCUGGCCUAUCUGAUCAUGAUAUUGUGUUUGCAGAAUUUACAAUAGCUCCAUCAAAACUUAAACAAAAGCCAAGAAUAAUUCCAUUAUACAAAAAAGCAAACUGGAGCACAAUUAAACAAGAAAUUAACACCUUAUAUAAACAUCUCUCUGAAAAUCAGCAACAUUUUUGUGUAAAUGAAAUGUGGAACUGUUUUAAAACAACAAUAACAAAAGCAGUGAAAGAUCACAUCCCACAUAAAACAGCAAAAAUAAAGGACAGUCACCCAUGGGUCACAAUGGAAACAAAACGGCUCAUUAGAAAAAGAGAUAGACUCUAUAAAAAAUCAAAAAAAUCUGGGAAUGCAUCAAUUGCUAAAAAAUACAAAGAGGUCAAACACCAGGUGCAAAAAAGUAUACGAAAAUCAUACUGGGAAUACAUUGAAAGCAUCAUAUUACCACCACAAGAUGAAACAAAUUUUGGCACUAUGAAAAAAUUUUGGACCUACAUUAAACAUAAAAAACCUGAUUAUAGUGGGAUUACUGAAAUCAAACAAGAUGGCAAACUCCUAACUGAUCCACUACAAAAAGCUGGGGCACUUAAUGCACAAUUCCAGUCUGUAUUCACACCAGCAUCUAAUAUUUCUCAUACAGAAUUUGUCAAACAGUGUAAUAUGCCACAGAACACUCCUUUUCCACUCAUAUCAAAAUUAAUAAUUAAAACAGAAGGUAUACAAAAACUCUUACAUAACUUAAAUCCGAAACAAAGCAGCAGGACCCGAUGA